Messenger RNA from Monoraphidium neglectum, 2715 nucleotides. Its product is annotated as ATP-dependent helicase HrpB. NCBI's taxonomy places the organism in Eukaryota, Viridiplantae, Chlorophyta, Chlorophyceae, Sphaeropleales, Selenastraceae. The transcript has 20 exons. The coding region runs from base 1 to 2715 and encodes 904 amino acids. The record is from RefSeq and is a predicted model, not a curated record.
AUGAGCCUAUUCCGCGCGCGCCGCUCCCGCUUCGCCACCCGCGACCCCGCGCGGGUCAGCUCUGCAACCAGGGUGGAGGUUGUGACGGAGGGCAUCCUGCUGCGGCGCCUGCAGGGGGACCCCUCACUGGAGGGCGUCGGUGCUGUGAUCUUGGACGAGUUCCACGAGCGCAACCUCGACGCUGACCUGGCGCUGGCCCUCUGCCUUGACGCCCAGCGCUGGACGCGACCAGACCUGCGGCUGCUGGUGAUGUCAGCCACCCUGGGCGGCGGCCUGGCGGAGGGCGUCCAGGAGCUGAUGACAUCAUGCCAGGAGGAGGGGGCCGCGGCCGCCCCAGAUAGCGGUGACAGGCGCCAGACCGUCCCCGUCGUCGUCAGCGAGGGGCGCAGCUUCCCGGUCACUACCGUGUACCUCGGGGCGCCAGUGCGCCGGGACGGCGGGCGGCUGGCACGCGCGGUGGCGGACGCCAUUCUCGGGGCGCUGGAUCACGACGCAGGAGAUGUCUUGGCGUUCCUGCCUGGCGUGGCCGAGAUCCGCCAGGCGCAGCAGCUCCUGCGGGAGGAGGCGCCGCGCGGCGUCAGGGUCCUGCCGCUGCACGGCAACCUGGCGCCAGAGCAGCAGGAUGAGGCCAUCAGGCCAAGCCCCUCUGGCGCGCGCCGCGUCGUGCUCGCGACCCCCAUUGCAGAGUCCAGUAUCACGAUUGACGGCGUGAGGGUGGUGGUGGACUCGGGCCUCCGCCGCGCCCCCGUGUUCGACGAGGGUUCCGGUUUCAGCCGCCUGCGGACCGAGCGCGUCAGCGUCGCGUCGGCAGACCAGCGGCGCGGCCGCGCGGGGCGCACGGGGCCGGGCGUCUGCUACCGCCUGUGGGACCCCAGCGACGACCUGGAUGAGUCAACCGCGCCGGAGAUUGCAGACGCCGACCUGGCGCCGCUCGCCCUCGAGCUCGCCGCCUGGGGCGACCCCGCGGGUGACUCCCUGCCGUGGCUGGAGGCGCCGGACCCGGGUCGCAUGGAAGUCGCCCGGCAGCUGCUGCGGGACCUGGGGGCGGUUGACGAGAAGGGGGCCGUGACGGAGGGGGGGCGGCGGAUGGCGGCGCUCGGGCUGCACCCCCGAUUUGCUCACCUGGUGCUCAGGUCCCGAGACCUGGGCUGUGAGGAACUGGGGUGCAUUGUGGCGUCGCUGCUGAGCGAAAGAGACAUCCUGCGCGGCAGCGGAACCGGCGGCGGCGGCGGCGGUCCCCAGUCUGCAGACAUUGCGCUCCGGCUGUCCGCGCUUGCAGGAGACGGCCCUAUCAUCGUCGACCGCGCCGGCGCUCAGCGAGUCCUGCAGGGCGCGCGGCAGCUGCUGCGGCAGCUGCGCGCCGCGGCGGCCUCCACGGCGGCCGCGGCCGACAGCGACAGCGACCCCGCCGGCGGCGACGCGGACGGCGACGGCGGCGGCGAAGGCGAGGACGAGGGGGAGGAUGAGGGAGAGUGGUCGGCGUCUGAGGAACAGGCGCGGCCGCAGCCCGCCGGCGCAGACCCCAAGGAUCCGAUCGCCACCGGCGCCGGCGGGGUCGGGAUCGGGGCGCGCGCGUUCUCAGAGGCGUGGCAGGACCAAGCGUUAAGGAGGGGGCUGGUGGGGGCGCUGGUGGCGCUCGCCUACCCAGACAGGAUUGCGCAGCGGCGGGACGCCGGGUCCAGCGGGGGGCGCGCCACCUUUGUGCUCAGCUCAGGCCGCCCCGUGCGCCUCCUGGACCCCGGCGACCCCCUGAAGGACGCCCAAUACAUCGCGGUCGCGGAGCUCUCCGGCGGCCGCGACGGCCGCAACGACGCCGCGCGGCUCGGCGCGGCGCUGACGCUGUCGGCCAUCAAGACGCACUUGGCAUCCGAAAUCCGAGAGGAGGUGGCCGUGUUCUGGGCGCCGGCCAGCAAGGUCGUGCUGGCGCGCCGCCAGUCGCGGCUGGGCAGCCUGGUGCUGUCAGAGGCCCCUGCAGAGGUGGGGGAUGACAGGGCGCUGCCGGUGCUGUUCAAGGCCCUCCAGGACGGGGGCUGGGCCUCCCUGCCCAUCCCGCCCGCCGUCGAGGCGUGGCGCCACCGCGCCGCCUGGCUGCGCGCCGCUGAGGUGGCGGCCCUCGGCGCCAGCGCGCUGCCAGACCUGUCCGAGGGGGCGCUGCUCGGCUCCCUGCACGCGUGGCUGGCACCGUACGCGGCCGGCGUCAGGGGGCGGGCGGCGCUGUCGAAGCUCGACUGGGGCGCCGUCAUCAGGGGGCUGAUGACGUGGGAGCAGCAGCAGCGCGUGGAGGCGGACGCACCCAGCCAUGUGACGCUGCCCACGGGGUCGCGUGUGCCCAUCGAGUACGGCUCCAGGUCGCAGCCCACCGCACGGGCCCGCCUGCAGGAGUGCUUUGGUCUUGUGGACACGCCCCGGCUGGGCGGCCUCGCGCGGGUCCCGCUGCUGCUAGAGCUGCUGUCCCCGGCCCAGCGGCCGCUGCAGGUGACUGCUGACCUGGCGUCGUUCUGGGCAACCUCUUACUCAGAUGUCAGGAAGGACAUGGCUGGAAGGUACCCUAAGCACGUCUGGCCUGUGGACCCGCUCAACGCGGAGGCAACGCGUCUCACAAAGAAGGCUCAGGCGAUGCAGCAGGCGCAGCAGCCAGCAGGGGGCGGAGGGGCCUCCAGCGGCAGCAACAGCAGCAGCGGCGGCGGCGGCCAGGGCAAGAAGAAGCGGAGAUGA